AUGUUUAUUCAUGAUACACCAGCAGCAUUUUAUGGAAGAGGUAUUAAAAUAACAUCUGAUAUACUCGAAAAAUGGUAUUUAGAAUUUAAUGAUACUAUAGAAGAAUUUCAAAAUUAUUUACUUAAUCAAACAUUCGAUAAUCCAUUAUUUACUUCUUGGUCUCUUCGUCUUAAAUAUCGAGAAACAUUUAUUAAAACAAUUAUUGGAUGGCUCGAAAAACAUAAUAAUACUGAAGUAAAUAGUCAAUGGUAUGAUAUAAUAGUUGAUCUAGCAAGUCGAGGAUCAUGUGAACAAGAUUGGUGUCAUACGAUAUAUAUUCUUGAUAAUAAUCAAUGUGUUAUUCAUCGACAAAGUACAGCAUUACUAAGUCAUGGUCUUACUGGUCUUUCGAAUUGGCCUGCAUCGAUAUAUCUUGGUGAUUAUCUAAUGAAAAGAAUAUAUCUUCUAGAAAAUAAACGUAUAAUUGAACUAGGUGCUGGAUCAGGUCUACUUGGUUCAGCUUUAUUAAAAUAUUCAGAUAAAAUUUUAUCAUAUACAUUUACUGAUUAUUCUCCAAUGAUUUUAAAUUUAUUACGACAAAAUAUUUUACUUAAUUUUUCCGAUGAUCAGUUUAAUAAACAAAUUAAAAUUGAAGAAUUAGAUUGGAAUCAAUAUUCAAUAGAUGAAAAUAAACAAGAUUAUUUUGAUUUUAUUUUAGCUACAGAUGUUAUUUAUGAUCCAUCAGUAAUUGAAAGUUUAGUAAAAGUAAUUAAAAUUCUUUUACAAAUAAAUAAACAAUGUUCUGCUUAUAUUGCAAAUACUAUUCGUAAUGAAUCAACAUAUAAUCAAUUCCGACAAGCAUUAAAUCAAUCAUCUUUGAAUAUUUGUUCUAUUGAUAGAGAUAUUGUUCAAUCUAUUGAAAUUCUUCAACUUACUUUUUCGUCUUAA
Messenger RNA from Rotaria sordida, 927 nucleotides. Lineage: Eukaryota; Metazoa; Rotifera; Eurotatoria; Philodinida; Philodinidae. The record is from the annotation of a GenBank genome assembly.